AUGGCCGGCGAGCAGCCGCAAGCGGGGGCGUGGAGCGUGUGGGGCGGCGAGCGGGCGCGGCGGCAGGAGGCACGCGGGGACGAACACGCGGACGCGGCCGGAGCGCAUCGGCAGGCUGCUGCAGGCGAGCGCGAGUGGCGGCGGCGAGCUUCUGCAGGAAAGGCGGCAAGGCGCGGCGCGGCGGCGAGUUGCUGCGAGCACGCGGCGCAGAGCGUGGGCGCGCGGGGCGGAGCGCGCGCGGGCGGCCGACCACGCGGGGCGGAGCGAGCGCAGGGCGGAGGGUGCGGGCGCGGCGCGGCGGCGAGCUGCUGCGGGCAGGGCGCGGGCUUGCAGGGCGGAGCGCACGCGGGCGGCCGACCGCGCGGGACGGAGGCCGCGGGCGCUCCGCGGCGGCGAGCUGAUGCGGGUAGGGCGCGGGCGGCCGACCGCGCGGGACGGAGGCCGCGGGCGCUCCGCGGCGGCGAGCUGAUGCGGGUAGGGCGCGGGCGGCCGACUGCUGCGGGGCUGCGUGCACGCGCGGGGCGUGCGGCUGGCGGCGCGCAGCGCAUGGCGGGCGGGGCGGCAUGCGCGCCCGGGGCAGGCGGCUUGGCAUGGCUGGCUACGCAGGCUGGUGCGCGAGCGGACGCGCGGCUGGCUAGCUAG
Molecule: messenger RNA, 642 nt
Organism: Aegilops tauschii subsp. strangulata
Lineage: Eukaryota; Viridiplantae; Streptophyta; Magnoliopsida; Poales; Poaceae
Source: RefSeq, a predicted model, not a curated record